This is a messenger RNA of Chaetomium globosum CBS 148.51, 2436 nucleotides long. RefSeq lists its product as uncharacterized. Bases 1 to 2436 code for a protein of 811 amino acids. The transcript has 3 exons. Lineage: Eukaryota; Fungi; Ascomycota; Sordariomycetes; Sordariales; Chaetomiaceae. Gene Ontology annotation, biological process: carbohydrate metabolic process. The record is from RefSeq and is a predicted model, not a curated record.
AUGAUGAGGGCGCAGUUAAAACAGGGGCAGCCUCAGCAGCAACCCGAGCACAGCGCGGCCGGUACCGGGAGUUCCACGUUUCCAGAGCUCCAGAACCGUGCCAGCGAGAGCGACAGCCCAUACGUGCGACGACACGCCGAUACUCCGGUAGCAUGGCAGAUGCUUAACGCAGACACGCUCACCCGAGCCACGGCCGAGAACAAGCCGAUAUUCAUGCAUAUCGGCUUCCAGGCAGACCACCUCUGCCACCUCACAACACAGGACUCCUUUUCGAACCCCUCGGUCGCAUCCUUCCUUAACGCCUCGUUCAUUCCCAUCCUCAUCGACCGCGAAGAGCGCCCAGACCUCGACACAAUCUACCAAAACUACAGCGAGGCCGUCAACGCCACCGGCGGCUGGCCCCUCAACCUCUUCCUCACGCCUGACCUCUAUCCCAUCUUUGGUGGCACCUACUGGCCGGGCCCGGGUACCGAUCAUAGCACCGCCGCUGCGGCUGCCGCGGCCGCCAGUGGCAGCGGGACGGGAGGCAUAUCUAGCGCGGGGGAGGGUGAAGAGUCGUACAAUGACUUCUUGGCCAUCGCCAAGAAGAUUCACCACUUCUGGGUUGAGCAGGAGGAGCGGUGCCGACGGGAGGCGUUUGAGAUGUUGCAUAAGCUGCAAGAUUUUGCGCAGGAGGGGACCUUUGCCGCCGGCACGACGAUCGAGGUUGCUGCUGGUGGUCCCGGUGGUGCGCCGAAUGCUGCGUCGGCCGUCAGCCCAGAUUCGGGCGACUUGGAUCUCGACCAGUUGGACGAGGCGCUCGGGAGGAUAUCACAGAUGUUUGACCCGGUCGAAUACGGGUUUGGCACACCCAAGUUUCCGAAUCCCGCACGCCUAUCAUUCUUGCUGAGGCUGGCACAGUUCCCGGGGGAGGUGAGGGAUGUCAUUGGAGAGGAGGAGGCCGAGCGCGCGGUCGGCAUGGCAAUUAAGACGCUGAGGCGGAUCCGUGACGGUGGCCUGAGGGACCACCUCGGAGGCGGGUUCAUGCGAUUUAGUGUGACGAACAACUGGAGCAUGCCCCAUUUUGAGAAAAUGGUUGGUGAGAAUGCCCUGUUGUUAGGCGUUUUCCUUGAUGCCUGGCUAGGAUAUUCGCGAGACGAUGGGAAGGCGCUGUCGCUCGAUGACGAGUUUGCGGAUGUUGUUUUAGAGGUGGCCGACUACCUCACCAGUCCCCUGGUGCACACUACUAAUGGGGGGUUUGUGGCCAGCGAGGCGUCAGACUCGUUUUACCGCAAGGGCGACAAGCACAUGCGAGAAGGUGCAUUUUAUACCUGGACAAGGAGGGAGUUCGACCAGGUGGUUGGCGGCGGGUCUAGCGACGACCAUGCGAGCACCGUCGCUGCGGCAUAUUGGGAUGUGCAGGAGGACGGGAAUGUACCGCAGGAUCAGGACCCCUUUGACGAAUUCAUCAACCAGAAUAUCCUAUCUGUCAAGGCGGAUGCCACCGAACUAUCCAAGCAGCUCGGCGUCCCACCGGCGGAAAUCAAGCACCUUGUCUCGAUCGCGCGCGAGAAGCUACGUGUACACCGCGAGAAGGAACGGGUGCGCCCGAUACGGGAUGAAAAGGUUGUGGUUGGCACCAAUGGUAUAGCUAUCGCGGCGCUGGCGAGGACCGCGGCCGCCAUUCGUGGGUUGGAUGCCGAGAGGGCGGAUAAAUACCUCCAAGCUGCACGGGACGCUGCCACCUUUAUCAAGGAGGAGUUGUGGGCUGAGUCGAAGAGCAAGUCCGACAACCCUUUGCGUCGCUUCUAUUGGGAACGUCCGAGCCAAGUCCUCGCUUUUGCCGAUGAUUAUGCCUUCCUAAUCGAUGGCCUCCUGGAUCUCUACACGGCAACCUUCGAGCAUGAAUGGCUGGACUGGGCGAAACAACUACAAGAUACACAAACCGCCCUCUUUUACGACCCCCCCCUUUCUACACCUGCCGCCACCACUACAACCCCCUCCCCACGAAAUGCCCACUCCGGUGGCUUCUAUUCCACUGAGUCGGCGACCCUCAGUCCCACUAUUCUCCGUCUCAAGAGCGGCAUGGACAAGGCGCAUCCCUCAACCAACGCCGUAUCGGCGUCGAACCUCUUCCGACUGGGCACGCUUUUGAACACGGAAGCGUAUGUGCUGCAGGCUCGCGAAACGGUCAACGCUUUCGAGGCAGAGAUCCUCCAGUACCCCUGGCUGUUUGUCAGCCUGCUGAUGGGUGUUGUCACGGCGCGGCUAGGGGUUAAGAGGGUGGAGGUGCGGAAGGGGGAUGCGGGCGGGUUGCGGAAAUGGUAUACCGCGCCAAGGGCGGAAGCCUUUGUGUUGGAGCUUGCUGAAGAUACUGCCAGGAGCGAGGAGAGCAUGACUACUACCGAGGGGCUGAUAAAGAAGGUGGAAGAGCUGGUGGUCGGAGAGCGCUCAUGA